AUGAUGUUCUUCAGGAUGAGGGAGCUUCAAGGCGUCGACAGCUUGAUCUUGAAAGAGCUGAAGUCAUGCUGUGCCAAAGAGAGCUCCUUUCUUCCCAGGGAAACUGGCCUGAAAGUGAUGGAGGCGACUUCCACAGAGAAUCACAACAGAGUGUCUGCGAAAUGCAGAGACAGCAGAGUGGAAGAGCUGUGGAGUCUGACCAGUUUCUUUGGCUACAGCACUCAAACCUUUGUUCACGCUGUCAAUUACCUUGACAGAUUUCUCACUGUUAUGAAGGUCCAGCCGAAACACGUGCCCUGCAUUGGAGUGUGCUGUCUGCACAUUGCUGCCAAAAUCGUUGAGGAAGAGUGCAAUGUCUCACCCCCCCAUGAACUCAUUCGCAUCAGCCAGAGCAAGUUCACCGUGUCCGACCUCAACCGCAUGGAGAAGAUCAUUUCAGAGAAACUCUGCGUGGAGCCCAAACCAGUGACCGCCUUCACCUUCCUGCACCUCUACUACUCCGCCGUCAGCUCCCUGCCCGCCGCGAGGGAGGAGAUCCCAAGCAUUGGGAGACUGGAAGCCCAGCUUAAAGCCUGCUUAUGCCAGCUUGUUUUCUCUAAGGCAAAACCCUCAGUGCUGGCGCUGUCCCUCAUGGCUCAGGAAUUCGAAGCCCUCCAGUCAGUCACGCUUUUGAAGCUUGUCCAGCAAUUCCAAAGGCUCGUAAAGGUCGGUGACAGUGAGCUGCUGCACUGGAAGGAGCUUGUUGCCAAGUGCAUGACCCAGUACCGCUCGAGCCAGUGCAACAAACCAAACAACAAAAGGCUCGUGUGGAUCUUGUCCAGGAGAACCGCAGAGGGCCUGCAGACGAGUCACUUCAGCGUUCCCGGGCUGCCCACUAUUCCCGAGCUGAGCUGGGACCAGAGUGAGAGUGAGGACUCCUGUGGGGACACCAGCUGUGGAGAAGACACCCCGUGUGGCUCGUUAGGGAGUGACGGGGAAGGAGCCUUUUUCCCUUCUACAUUUUUCCAAUAUGGACGUUGAUCAUGCUCCACAGCAUUUAAAUGUUUCCUGGAUUGUAACAGAGAUUAGGACAGAUAUGUGUGUUUAUGAUAUUUAUAUAUAUAUAGGUAUAUGUUUGUGUGUGUGUGUAAAUGCAUAUGCAAAGUGACAGAUAUUGGAUGACAAAGUGCCUGUGUUAGUUCAGUUUCUGUUCAUCAACAAUGGAGAUAAAAAACAUAUCUGUAAAAGGCAAAGUGAAAAAAUUGCAAUACUUUGGCAGCUUGACGAUAACCGAAUGCCUCUUUCUAAGCAGGGCUUCUGAGCGUGACGCAUUCCAGAGAAAACUAGUAAAGGACAACGAAACCAGAGGAUGCCUGUUAUUUUUGUACACUCUGUUUAAUACCAGCAAUCAUACUUGAACAUCCCCCCUAUUUUUUUAACAACACUUUUUAUACUCGACACCCACGUACCUGCAGUAUUCCGCGUGUGAAAAAUGUUUUUCUACGUGCUGUUCUCAUGUGUCACAUAUGAUGUUAUUGUGUGGAAACUUCAAACUGUAAAUGCAUGGAUCCAUUUAAGCGAUUAUGGCUGCAUGUUACGUGUAGAAAGAUACGUUUACUGCAAAGAAAUGUGAAUAUGUGAAAAGAAAAAAACUGUUUUAUGUCGCGUCAUAUUGUAUUUAGUUAUUGCAUGGAACAAGGUCGAAGAAUGGGAACAACUGUUAUGAAUAAAAGAGGUACUUUAUGUGACUUGUUUUAAUAGUCUAUUAUAUCUAUCAU
This is a messenger RNA of Menidia menidia (Atlantic silverside), 1757 nucleotides long. The record is from the annotation of a GenBank genome assembly. Lineage: Eukaryota; Metazoa; Chordata; Actinopteri; Atheriniformes; Atherinopsidae.